Messenger RNA from Brassica napus (rape), 2196 nucleotides. RefSeq names its product adenylate isopentenyltransferase 7, mitochondrial-like. The transcript has a single exon. Gene Ontology annotation, biological process: cytokinin biosynthetic process; tRNA modification. Gene Ontology annotation, molecular function: tRNA dimethylallyltransferase activity. Lineage: Eukaryota; Viridiplantae; Streptophyta; Magnoliopsida; Brassicales; Brassicaceae. The record is from RefSeq and is a predicted model, not a curated record. The coding region runs from base 544 to 1542 and encodes 332 amino acids. Gene Ontology annotation, cellular component: mitochondrion.
AAACUCUUAAGGGAUGCAACAACUCUGCAACUCCUUAUAUAAGAAUAGAUAAUCUUCCAAUCUCUAUGAACUUAACAUAUUUCUUUAUUUCCUUUUCCUAAUAUUUUUCCUAAACCAUAACUCUUAAGGAUUAGGAUAGUUUGCUCUCCGAGCUAUUUCAGUCUUACCCCAACAUGUUUUGUUUUUCCUUCAGGUAUUUUUGUUAAAUUUUAGUUGGGAACUACUAAGCGGAUAUUUACCAUAUAGAAAAGAAAAAGAAAUUGCUAGGCGGAAUUAUAGAUGGGGCCUCUAAAAUCUAUUUUUAAUACGUUAAGAGUCAAACAAAACACUGUCCGUUUACGUGUAUAUAUAUGCCCUCGUGCAUCUCAAAACUUACAAACCUGUAAAUCAUUUUGUACAUUUCACCAUUUGUUCCCACACUCUCUUUCAAGUUUGAUCUUUCUAAGCAGAUCUUUUAAGUUUGUUACAACUCGUCGAGGUGGUCUUACAAAAGGAUAAAUCAACAAGACAUAUUUUUUUCUCCCACCCAAAAGUCAAUACAUCAUGAAGUUCUCAAUUUCAGCAAUGAAGCAGGUACAACCAAUCUUAAGCUUCAAGAACAAACUCUCGAUGGUCAACGUCAACUCUUUCCUCCGUCCCCAAGAAAAAGUCGUCUUCGUGAUGGGAGCCACUGGUUCCGGUAAGUCUCGUCUCGCCAUCGACCUAGCAACUAGGUUUCAGACAGAGAUCAUAAACUCCGACAAGAUCCAAGUUUACAAGGGCCUCGACGUCCUUACAAAUAAAGUAACACCUCAAGAAUGCCGAGGCGUGCCUCACCACUUGCUCGGAGUGUUUGACUCCGAAGCUGGCAACCUAACGGCCACCGACUUCUGCCGCCUUGCAUCACAAGAAAUCUCAACACUCUCGGCUAACAACAAGCUUCCUAUCGUAGCCGGUGGAUCAAACUCAUACAUCGAAGCACUUGCGAAUCAUUCGUCUGGAUUCUUGUUAAACAAGUACCAAUGCUGUUUUAUUUGGGUCGACGUUUCCUUACCGGUUCUUAACUCAUUCGUCUCAAAACGUGUCGAUCGCAUGAUGGAAGCAGGAUUACUGGAGGAAGUAAGAGAAGUACACGAUCCGAAAGCUGAUUAUUCUGUCGGGAUACGACGAGCUAUCGGUGUCCCCGAGCUUCACGAGUACUUAUGCUACGAAUCUCUAGUGGACCGUGCUACACAGAGAAAGAUGCUUGACGCAGCCGUUAAAAAGAUUAAAGAGAACACAGAGAUUCUAGCUUGUCGACAGUUACUUAAGAUUCAACGUCUGAGCAAGAAGUGGAAGUUGUCUAUGCACCGCGUGGACGCAACGGAAGUGUUCUUGAAACGUAACGAGGAAGAAGCAGACAAGGCUUGGGAGAAUCUCGUAGCGAGACCGACCAAGAGAAUAGUUGAUAAGUUCUGUGAUAACCAAGUGAUGAAAAAUGAUGAUGUUGAGCACUGUUUGACCUCCAUUGGAGCGGUGUCUUACGGCGGAGGAAGUGGAAGUAGGGCUCACAAUAUGGUAUGAGAAGGUUUUGUCUUUUAGUCGUGUGAUGCUUUUUGGAGUGUAAUAGUGAGAUUUUCGUAUGUGUGUGGUGGUGAUUCGCAGGAGGUUUUUUGCAACGUACAGGUGUGUGACAUAGUACCUCGGGAACCAAAUAACGAAAAGCUGUUUAUUUUUUCUUCUGUUUUUAAUGUUUGUAUAGUUGAUAUUCGCUUAUAUUAAUUGUUUGAUACCUAUUUGACUACGAGCUCACGAUAACCGAAAGUUAUCAUUCCUUGUGCCACGAUAUCAAACUUAUGUGUAUCGUUUAAUAUAAAAGCAAUAUUUUAAUUUGCUUUUUGCUGUUUUUGGUAUCUCUUGGCCUUACAUUUACGCAUUCAUGUGAUUGGUUGAAGCUACGAAAACGUUUUUUGGAUUACAGUUAGUAUAUAUGCCCACUAUUAUGAAGCCUUAUUGAGGAAAGGUAAACAACAAAGCUAUAAGCAUUAAAGCAAAAAAAAGAAGAAGCUAUAAGCAUAUAUACUAUGACCUUCCUUCAUUAUAAUUUGUAUCCUUUUGUGACGUUAGAAUUAUCGUCAAUAUUAAGAUCAAACAUAUCUCAGUGGUUCUAAACAUCUUUGAAGAAUUUUGUAAACGCAAAUGCAAAACAAAGAUAAGAAAACAAGUUUAGAUCAAUAA